Molecule: messenger RNA, 915 nt
Organism: Penicillium roqueforti
Lineage: Eukaryota; Fungi; Ascomycota; Eurotiomycetes; Eurotiales; Aspergillaceae
Product: PQ-loop repeat-containing protein
Exons: 4
Coding region: 1-915 (304 amino acids)
Biological process (GO): retrograde transport, endosome to Golgi; phospholipid translocation
Cellular component (GO): trans-Golgi network; endosome
Source: RefSeq, a predicted model, not a curated record
AUGUCUCUUUUCCAGGCCGCCUUUGACUAUGCCGCACCUGUCUUCCUUAUAAGCUCUCCGGUCACAUCCUAUGCCGACCAAAUCUUCAGCAUUCAUCGCUCAAGAAGCUCGGCGGGCUUCUCCUUAGACAUUCCUUUGAUUAUGCUGAUCUCGUCGAUUCUGAAGAUUUUCUUUUGGUUCGGCGAGUACUACUCAAGGACUUUGUUAACGCAAGCAAUUGUCAUGAUCGUGGUGCAGAUCACGAUGCUCAAGGUUGCACUCGAUAAUCGGCCCUCUGCCGGGGUGAGAAAUGGAAUUGAGCACACACCCUUCAGCGGCGGUAACUCCGAUGGUUCAUCCUCAAGACCUUAUGAGUUCUGGCAGUGGAAGGCUACCAAGCCAUAUUGGAUGUGUCUAGCCUACUUCGUCGGAAUGUUGACCAUCAUCCACCUUACCCCGGUCGCUCAAUCGCGAUUCUAUAUCAGCCUCCUUGGCUACAUCGGACUCGCCGUCGAAGCUAUCCUCCCUAUCCCUCAAAUCCUCGCCAACCACCAAUCCGGCUCGUGCAAGGGCUUCCGAUUCUCCGUUAUUGCGGCAUGGAUUCUCGGUGACACUAUGAAAAUGAGUUACUUCUUCAACAGCACAGAGACCAUCCCCUGGGCGUUCAAGCUCUGUGGUAUCUUCCAGUGUGUGUGCGACUUCUACCUGGGCUUCCAGUUCUACUUCUUCACUCGCAACACCCCAUCUAAAACACCAUCCCACUCGCUCUCCAACUCGCUCUCUAACUCGUUUGCUAUCCCACACUCACACUCCAACUCACUCUCGCACAAUUUCCCUGUCUCCGAUUCUCACUCCCGCUCCAACUCCCAGGCUGCAAGCGAGUCUAUGGAGAAUGACCGCUGGGGUCAUCACGAGAAGGACAUCCGCAUGGACUGA